AUGGCAGAUAUUUCGGCUUCUCGUUUGUUUUCUUUAACUGUUUCUUCCUUUUACCAUUGGUUCUUCGUAUUGCUCGAGCUGGGAUCGCUCCGGGUUCGAUUUCCAACGUAUCACAUGUCCGCUUCUGGUUCCGAUCUAUGUUGUACAAGAGCUGGUAGCCCCGGAUGGGGCGAUCGUAAGGCUAAAUCCUCCUCAGCUCGAGAGCCCGAUGAGGAACAUGUGGCCACUACUUCUCAAGAAGCCUCUCUGGCACCAAGAAAAAUUAUUCUUGAGUAUGACGUCGUCAUCCAUAUUCAAGAAUCGCCGCCCCGGCUGGUGGCCACUUUAAAUGAGGCUCAAGCUGUUGAAGAAAAACCAAUUGACAUGUCUCGGGCCAUAGAUGAAGCCCUCAACUCAUUCUUUGAGGGUGUGGUUUUUGGCAUGCUAGAGGAUUACUCUGGCUUUGGCCACCGAGAGAUCCCAAAAAGGGUUGUACAAUUGGGGCUAGGUGAGCCGAGUUCAAGCUCAAAGCUCGAGAAGCAGUUUUCCGCCCCGAGUGUAGACCCUAACCGGAAGAAGACAGUCAUGUUCACAGUACCGGCAGAUACUAGCAUGCUAUCCAAGCCAGUCGGAGUGGCCAUCUAUCUCUGUUCCUUAGUAACCGAAGAGGACCAAGUGAAGAUGAACGAGUCUCAGGCCUCGGUGCUUCACUAUGAAAGCUUUCACCGGUCCAGGAUAGAGGUGAGUCACCUUGAGUUCGAGCUCAAAGAGCAGGUCCAGCAAAAGGAGAUGUACAAAUCUCUUGGUGAGCAAAAGGAUGAAGUCCUUAAGCACAUGGUUGACCGCUCCAUCCUCCAAGAUGAGCUGGAAAAAGCCCAAAAGGAGGCUUCGAAGGUGAAACAGGAUCAUGCCCUCCUAGAUGAAAAGGUAAGAGUGCUCGAAAUCUAUAACGAGAGUUUAAAUGCAAAUGUUAACGCCGCAACCUUGCAGGUCCAGGAGAAGAUAACCCUGAUCGACCAGCUUAGGUCUGAAAUGGACGAGGUCAAAGCUUCAGUUGAUGAGUUGAGAGGCAAAAUGGAUCUACUAGCCUCAGAUCGGGACGCCACCAAAGAGGACCCGACAUCAACCAAAGUGCACCUCCGAGUGAUGAGGAAAAAGGCCUACAAAUGGUCUCGGCUGAAUGAGGAGCUCCGGGCACAACUUGCCUCGGCCGUUGUAGAACGAGACACUCUCGGCCAAGAAUAUAUUACGCUGAAGUCCAAAUUGGAGGUGGCUUCGAACGAUGUCUCGGAAGCCCAAAACAUGCUGGCCCAGUACAAUAAUGAUGUAGAGGUAGUCGAAGCCCGUAUAAUAAUAAAGGCUGAAUACGUGAAGUGGUUGUCUCGUAGAGAGACUCUCGAAGAGGCUCGAAGCCGAGGCCAAAGCGAGUUGUACACUCUGCUUGUGGCCAUGGCCUCGUCGUUCGAUGUCGUCGUAGCAUAUCGAAACCUUAAGCUCGGUUCUCCAACUUCUACAGGAAUCAAAGCUUCUGCGUUGUAG
This is a messenger RNA of Nicotiana tabacum (common tobacco), 1518 nucleotides long. The record is from RefSeq and is a predicted model, not a curated record. Lineage: Eukaryota; Viridiplantae; Streptophyta; Magnoliopsida; Solanales; Solanaceae.